Trichoderma reesei QM6a is the source of this 5073-nucleotide messenger RNA. RefSeq lists its product as uncharacterized. Gene Ontology annotation, biological process: double-strand break repair via homologous recombination; DNA replication. Gene Ontology annotation, molecular function: nucleic acid binding; four-way junction helicase activity; 3'-5' DNA helicase activity. Lineage: Eukaryota; Fungi; Ascomycota; Sordariomycetes; Hypocreales; Hypocreaceae. Bases 1 to 5073 code for a protein of 1690 amino acids. The record is from RefSeq and is a predicted model, not a curated record. Gene Ontology annotation, cellular component: RecQ family helicase-topoisomerase III complex; cytoplasm; chromosome. The transcript has 2 exons.
AUGACUCGAAAUAACCUGUCAGGCCACCUCACCUGGUUGUUGAAGAACGCCGCCUUAUCAAAGCCCGCCGCUCGAGAGCUUCCCCAAGCCAGCGAUUCAGCAUCCUUUCGAUUUUCGCAAUCCCAGUCUGCAAGCGGUCGUACGGCAGAACCAAGUCAGGCUACCACUGUAUCAGCUGGAGGAGACAGACGGACACACCAGGUGCAGGACUCCUGGAGCUCAAAUGGCCCGCCGAAGAGAGAAGAGGGUUCCCUGGGUACAGAAGUGGUGGCAGUAGAGGACGACGACAUGGGCCGGCUAAACUUGUCUGCCGGGUCAAAAAAGCCUUCGCUUUUGUCACAAAAUGGCAGACUGGCAACGCCGUCAUCAGAAAGCCACCCAUCUCCAGGAUUCGACGCUGAUUUUGCGGACUUCGAUGUUGACGAUCUCGAGUACAUGGACCUCACGAGAACAACUGGCGCCUCUGAUGAAUCUGAUGAGUUUGGCGAGGAUGUCAAAGUCUGGACCGAAAAGGACGCAUCCUGGGAGGCACCGUUGCCCAAGUCAAAGAAGAGGAAGAGUGCCGACGCUGGUGAUGCUGUCGCUGGUGCCGAUACUCAGUUUCCUGAUGUCUAUCAGAUUCUGGGAACCUCUCCUCCUGCCCCGACUCCCGGUCGACAGUCCGCAAAAAAGGUCAGUUCUGCUGUGCCAAAACCUCAAGUUCCACGGAAGCCCAUUGUUAUUAAUCGACCACAGAGUGUCAAAGCACCGUCUUCCAAAUUACCUUUGGUAGGGUCGUCAUCUCCCUUGGGGCGUGUUGCCAAUCGAAGAUCACCGUCUCCUAUCAAGCGAACUCCAGAGAAAGACUAUGCCAUCACGAGCUCCGAGAGACGGAAGAAGGCGAAAGUUUCUGGUCAGCGUUCUGCGUCUCCAGAGCCUCUAACUUUUGACAAGCACGUCCAUCAGACUGAGCAUCGCCAAUCCGACGAGUAUUGCAUUCCUGAUUCUGACGACGAAUUUGUGACCCCGCCGUCAGUUCCAGCUGCUGCGAGGAAGGACCAGGUGAAGCCAGUAGCCAACCCGGAGGAAGAUGACUUCAUCAUGGAUGUUGAAGACCUACCUACGAUUCCAGAACCCAGGAGAAAAGGUUCACCACUGGCUCCUCGGCGAGCACAGGCCAGAGACCUGGAGCUAUCUCACCAAAGCAUAUCCGAAACUCAGAGUACAGCCACUGUCGACAAUGGAAGCGAAACCAGCCAUCCGCAGCAGUCAUUCACGCCAUCCAGUCAGACAUCAAGACUAUUGUCCAGAAUAUUGUCGAAUCCGCAGCUUCUAGCGAAACGAUGCGAUUCUUUGGAUAAGCAGAUCCAGCAGAAUGACCGGGACUUCAUGAAAGCCAUCAAUGACAGAUUGCCGAAGGACAAGAGGGACGAGAUCAAAGCGGAGAAAGAAGCGCUCGUCAGACAACAGAAGGCGACUCAGGAGCUCGAUCAAUCAGUGAAGCACUACAGAAGCUUACACCAGCAGCGAGAAGCAGUGGCCCAGCAGGUAGCCCGAUCAUACGCCGAAGGCGCAAACACAGAUGAACAAGAAGCCCGACUGGAUGAGCUUACCGAGCACGUCGAGACGAAAGAGCGAGAGCUCUCCCAGAUGCUGGCCGCAGCAGGCAUCAAUGAAGCCAACCUACUAGAGACUCUGGAGUAUCCUGCCACGAGCCGGGCCGAUGACCAUAUCGUUGUGCUCGGCACCCAGGCUGGUCAUGGAGGCAUGGUCAACAUGUCGCGGAGUUCAAGAGACGUUCCAUUGCCUCUUGGAGGGACUCAGGUCGUUCACCAGACCCAGCUCCCGGAGCCCGUUCGGUCACAGCUCUGGAACGAGGCCAAUUCGGCUCAGAGGUUGACAGGUGGAAGUGGGGUUCUAUCCCCAGAUGACCAGAACUCACGAUCUGAGCCAUUUCCACGACAGUCAUCCCGGACUACUCAGUUGCCGAAUUACGCCUCGACAUCUGGUCCAAGAUCAGUGCCGACACUGGAUCAUGAUGUGGACGCCGAGGAAGAUUUCUUCUCUGACAUUGAUGACAUGGAUAUGCAGCUGCUGCCUAAACCGGCGAAGAAGGCCACUCUAGCCGACACACGCAAGGCACCUCAGAGGAGUCGCACUCAGCGCGCAGCAAAUGAGUUUAGCGACUUCAGUGACGAUGCUGAUAUGCUUGCAUUUGCUCAAGACUACGAUCUACGACAGUCUGCUCGCGAACCGCCCUCGGACUCCCGACGAGCAUUUUCCGAAACAUCUGGAAAUGCUGUGCCGGCGCCGAAGCAGAAGCAGGUUCCUAAAAGACAACCGCCUCCCGAUCCAUCCCAGACAAGGAUACCGGCGGAGCUCAUGAGGCAUCCUUGGUCUGCAGACGUACAGAAAACGUUGAAAGAUCGGUUCCGGAUGAAGGGGUUCCGGCAAAACCAACUGGAAGCGAUCAACGCCACCCUCGCAGGAGACGAUGCCUUUGUGCUAAUGCCAACGGGUGGUGGAAAGUCCCUCUGCUAUCAGCUUCCGGCUGUGGUAAAGUCCGGCAAAACAAGAGGUGUCACAAUCGUCGUAUCCCCUCUGCUGAGCUUGAUGCAAGAUCAAGUAGAUCACAUGAAAGCUUUGGGGAUACAGGCCGUUGCGUUCAACAGCGAGUGCUCGCCAGAGUACAAGCGGCAAGUCAUGUCUGCUUUCGAUGAGCGGAAUCCAGAGCACUUCAUAGAGCUUCUCUAUGUCACCCCCGAAAUGGCUAGCAAAAGCCCUCAGUUCAUGAACGCCCUGCAAAAUCUGUACCGGAACAAGAAAUUUGCCCGCAUUGUCAUCGAUGAGGCUCACUGCGUUAGCCAGUGGGGGCAUGACUUUCGUCCUGACUACAAGACUCUGGGACAGCUUCGAGCCAAGUUCCCUCAGGUCCCUGUCAUGGCAUUGACGGCCACUGCCACACAAAACGUCAUUGUCGACAUCAAACACAAUCUUCGUAUGAAGAACUGCCAGGUCUUUUCGCAAAGCUUCAACCGCCCGAACCUGUACUACGAGGUCCGGCCCAAAGGCUCCAACCCGGUGGUGACGCAGCAGAUUGCUGCCUUGAUCAAAGCCAAAUACCCCAACGUUACUGGAAUCAUCUACACGAUUUCGCGGAAGCAGGCCGAGGAUGUUGCCCAGAAGCUCUGUGAGCACGGCAUAACGGCGCGUCACUACCAUGCUCAAAUCACGCCCUCGGAGAAGGUGGAAGUACAAACUGCGUGGCAAAAGGGCCAAAUCAAAGUCGUCGUGGCUACGAUUGCUUUCGGGAUGGGGAUUGAUAAGCCAGACGUGAGAUAUGUGAUCCACCAUGGCAUCCCAAAGAGCUUAGAAGGCUAUUAUCAGGAAACUGGGCGUGCGGGGCGAGACGGGAAACCCUCCGACUGUAUCUUGUUCUACGGAAAAGGGGACAUAAGAGUCCUUAAGAAGCUGAUUCUAGACGGAGAGGGCAACAACGAGCAAAAGGAAAGACAGAUGGUGAUGCUGAACCGCGUGACAGCAUUCUGUGACAACAAGGCGGAUUGUCGACGAACCGAGGUCCUUCGCUACUUUGGAGAGGACUUUAGUCCGUCACAGUGCAACAAGACUUGCGACAAUUGCCAGGCUGGGCUUGUAUUCGAGCAGCAGGACUUUUCCGAAUACGCCAUAGCCGCCAUCCGAAUUGUCCAGCAGCAGCACAGGCUGACCGCAAACCAGUGUGCGGAUAUUCUGAUUGGGAGAAAGUACCCGGACAAUGAAAUGCAGAAUUCGGACGACUAUCACGGCAUGGCCAAGGGGAUGAAGAAGCACGAGAUGGUCCGCGUUAUCGACCGCCUCUCGGCUGAGAAGGGCUUCCAUGAGGACAACGUUGUUGGCAAUCAUGGAGUUGCUAUUCAAUAUCUCCAAAUCGGGCCUGCCGCCAACCAGUUUUUGACGGGGAGACGAAAGCUUAUGCUGACGGUCCAGGUUUCUGACAGUGGCGAUGGAGACCAGUCGAAGGCCAAGAGACCAAAAGCCAGCAGGAAGCAGAAAGAGCCGGCUAAUAACGUGCAAUCCACAUAUGUCUCGUCUCCAGUCAACGCACGCAGAAGAAGAGCGACAGUGGUUGACAGUGACGACGAGUCCAACCUACCCACCACCGCGCACGGCUAUGUGAAUGAUGGCUUUGUCGUCUCGGACGAAGAGAUGGAAGAUGAAGGCGAAGAGGACUUGGCCGAUGAGGACGAAGCCUUUGAGCCACUCCCUCAGCACCGACCAGCAAAACCAACCAACUCGCGCUCCAGCUCCAAACAAACACCACUGGCCGAACCUCAUCCAGGCAGACUGAAGCUGGAGGAUUUGCCAGAGAUUCAUCAGGAUAUGGUGGAUAAUUUCGUUCAAGAGGCACGCCAACUGGAGGAGCGCAUUCGUAACAGGCUUGACGUGAGACGACCGAUGUUUACGGACUCUCAGUUGCAAGAAAUGGCCAUUAACUGGACUACCUCACUCGACAGCAUGAAACGCAUCCCUGGCAUUGACGUCGACAAAGUUGACAAGGUUGGCAAGAAGCUGAUAUCAAUCUUGGAGGAAUACCAUAAGUUAUAUCGCGAGAUUGCUGCGGCGGAGUCUGGUGGUGCCGGCGCAUCAGCUUCCAACUUGAAUCAAGAAAUAGUGGACCUGAUCAGUUCGGAUCUCGAGGCUGAUGAGGAUGAAGAGGAGGCCAUGGGGAUGGAAGAGGACUCUCACUACUUUGCGCCAAAACCACCCGCGAAUGUGCAAGCAUUUCACGACAGGCUGCAGAGCUUGAAUAGCCAGCCGAGCCAAUCCAGGGGCAGAUCAUACAGCCGGGGAGGAGGAGGAGGUGGUGGUGGCGGGCGAAGGAGAUACUCUGGUGGGAAAAAAUGGUCCAGGAAAGGGGCCUCUGGUGGAGGCUCCCAGCGCCGAGGUAGUGGUUCUGGCGCGAGAGGCGGCGGCUCCGGGGGCGGCGGCGGUGGUUCGUCAUCUCGAUCAGGCGGAGGGAGCAGCGGCGGGUUCAAGCGCGACGGCAAGAUCGUCAAGAAGAGUGGAGGAGGGAUUGGUUUGAUGCCUUUAUGA